Molecule: messenger RNA, 492 nt
Organism: Malassezia sympodialis ATCC 42132
Lineage: Eukaryota; Fungi; Basidiomycota; Malasseziomycetes; Malasseziales; Malasseziaceae
Source: the annotation of a RefSeq genome assembly
AUGAGCCGUAUGGACUCCGCCAGUGGUGUUCAGACGCUCAUUUUCCUAGCAUGUGUAAAGGGCUUUCGACUAACAAAUGCAGGUGAUACAGUACAGUUCGCCGAAUUUGUGGAACGAAAUAUGCGACUUUACUCUAUCCGGUAUGCUGCUGCAUCAUGGAUUCGCACCCAACUGGCAGAGUCCAUCCGCUCGCGCAGUCCAUACCAGGUAAAUCUCCUGCUCGGCGGCUACGAUGCCCCCACGGCCGAGCCAGCAUUAUAUUGGGUUGACUAUCUCGGCACAAUGGCCCCGGUACCAUUUGCUGCACAUGGUUAUGCAAGCUACUUAACUUUGUCGACUAUGGAUCGAUACCACCGACCCGACAUGACACUUGACGAGGCGAUGGACCUGUUACGGAAGUGCAUUAACGAGAUGCGGACACGUUUCGUCAUAGAUGUAGGCAACUUCCAUGUGCGCGUCAUCGAUGUGGAUGGCGUGCGCGAGGUUGCCCUG